Messenger RNA from Helobdella robusta, 4113 nucleotides. RefSeq lists its product as hypothetical. The transcript is spliced from 5 exons. The record is from RefSeq and is a predicted model, not a curated record. NCBI's taxonomy places the organism in Eukaryota, Metazoa, Annelida, Clitellata, Rhynchobdellida, Glossiphoniidae. The coding region runs from base 1 to 4113 and encodes 1370 amino acids.
AUGUUCGAUUUUACGGAUUUAAUCGCCAUGAAAGUCAACGAGCUAAAAAACGAACUUUUAAAGUUAGGCUUAGACACGAAAGGGAAUAAAAUUCAGCUGGUUCAGAGGUUAGCGGAUUUUCUGACCAUUGGGGGAGAAGAUGGCUGUCCAGAGCAUGGUGGAACAACCGGUGGUCUCCUAACUAAUAUUGAUAGCAAUGGCAUUCAGCCUUUGCCAAUUUUAGUAAAAGAAAAACCAUUGAAAAAGUCCAGAAAAUCCUACCCAAGUCUGAACAAUUCAAAUAUAAAUGACAGCCUGGAUGACUCGAUUGACUUUAACAGAAAAGUGAAAAAGUUAGAAAAUGAUGCAUUCACAAACGAAUUAAAAGUCGUACUGGUUGAUAUCGGCUUUCUUCUUAAAGAUGAGAACGAAUUGAAAUCAAAGUACGGCCUAAUGUUCAACUCGCCAUUCAAAGCCACCCAGACUGCCAGCUACAAAAAAAGGCAGAGAGCAAUCAAAAAACCAAAACGUUAUUCACUUCCACCUCAAAUCGACUAUCACCAUCCCCACAGCGUCAACAACAAAAUCGACAACAGCAGCUUCUACAGCUGCUGCAACAACUACAACAUUCAGAACAAUGUAGACUACUUCCCGACAUAUCUUUCAAUGGCUGAUCCAAUCCUCGAUGGAUCUUCUUUCAUUGUGAAGGAUGACUUCGCGAAUAAAUUUAAAAGACGCAGGGUGAAGAACAGGCAUAAUACAGAAAUCAUAAACACAUCCAUUACUCCUACUUUCACUACCGAUAUUGGUGACAUCACUUCAGCUACUUCAUCUACCACUGCCACAACUUCUACUAAUGUGGUUACUAGCAGCAGAAGUAAAGCUAGAUGUAACGUUCAAAUUGAUCUUCGUAGCGACGGCUUCAACAGUAAUGUCACUGACGAAAUUGACUUGAGUAAUAAUGAUAGCGUUGUUGCUGGUGCUCCUAUCGAGCCGACAAAAAUCACUCAUGGCAAUAAAAAACGUAAGGACAUCAACAAUAACAUCAAAGCUGAUGACAGUAGCAAUGAUGAGGACUGUUUGAAUGACAUUGUUAAUGACAAAAAUAGAAAAAAUAUUAAGCUAAGUGGUAAAAAACUGAAGAAAACUUGCCGAGUUAUAUCCAAUUAUGAUGAUGUUAGCAAUGACGUCAUUCAUAAUAACAACAACGAUAACAUUAAAAGCGCUGAUGGUGACAUCAAUGCCAAUGGUGGUAGAAUAUCGUUCAUCAACAUCAUUGAGAACGUGGAUAGGCUUUUAAAUAAUGUUGAGACCCUUCAGAUCGCUGACGACAAGAGAGAUAACAGCAGUGACGUCAUCAGCAGCAACGAUGAUGAUGACGUCAUCAACGGUAACAACGACGAUGAUGACGUCAACAACAGUAACAACGAUGAUAAAGAUUCUGGUGAUCCAAAUGCCAACCUUGAUCCCAGUACUAAGGGUAGUAAUGUUUCUGUCACUACUGCUGCUGCUACUACAUCUGUUGCUGUUGUUAAUACAGCUGCUACUACUACUUAUACUACUACUACAAUUACUACAGAUAGUAAUUGUAUUACGGAAACUAAAAGAUCUUCUAACAAAAGUAGCAACAACAACAACAAAGUUAGCACAAACGACAUCAACAACAAAAUUUGCAGCAGAUCAAAUUUCACUAGUGAAUGUCUGAAUGAUUUUGUAGAGAAUUUUUCCCAUAUCAAUUUUGUUGAUGACGACGACGACGUACAUCAGGAAGGUGAUAACAAUGAUAGCACUGAAACUAAUGAUAAUAAUGAUACUAAUAAAAGUAGUAAUGAUGGUCUGAAAGCUAGUAUUACUACUACUGCUACUACUACUACAAGUUGUACUGUUAGUAAUGAUACUUGCAACAGCAGCUUCAAUAAUGACAAAGAAGUUGAAGCUGAUGACGACAAAAGCCAUGAUGAUGAUAAUGAUGGUGGUUAUGUAUUUUUCAGGAAAGAUAACUAUAAUGAUGACGACGACGGCGAUGAUGAUGAUGAUGUUGUCGUUCCGUUGACAGAUCUUGACGACGAUGAUGAUGAGGAUGAUGAAGGGGAUGGUGAGAAUAAUGAGGAUAAUGGUCAUGUAUUUAUCAUCAAUCAAGAUGAUGGUGAUGAUGGUAAUAAUGAUGACGAUGGCAGUGAUAACCAUUACGACAUUGCAGACAAACUUAGCGUCAUCUCUUCAAUGAGUAGACUGUUAUCAGGUGACGAUGCAGAUGGUGAUGAUAAUGAUGGGACAAACAAUAAUAAUAAUAAUAAUAACGAUAAUAAUGAUAAUAAUAAUAAUAACGCUGGCUAUGAUGACGAUUUGAUUGAGAAGCUAAAUCCUUUGAUUGGGAAAGAAAUCACCCUGCUUGAUCUGAUUAAGAUGAAUCGAGAUAACAGUGGUAGUAGCAAUAACGACAAUGCUAAUGAUGCUAAUAAGGUGAGGAUUGAUGGCAGUGAUGACAUCAACAUCUGCAAGAAUGACAACAAUGACAUUAGUAGUGAUGACAGCUUGAAAGAUCUUGAAAGUUACAAUCAGCAGGACAUCUUAAACAGCCAGCCAAUCACAGCUCUGCAGGGUAGCAACAUUUUACAACAUCAACAACAACAACAGCAUCAAAGCAUACAUAUCAACUUGCAAAGUAGUGUUGAUAUGUAUGUGGAGCAGCAGUCUGCAACGUUCCAACAAAUGUUGUCAACAAUUCCAUCCCUGUCGACACCUUCUGCAACAUUUUUUUCUACAUCCCCGAUCGUCGCCAUGCCUGCAAACGCUACUGCGGCUUCUUCGGCUACUGCAACGGCCACUACACUUCUUCCAUCUAUAAUGGCGUUUGUGGAUAACGGCGUCUACUACAACGAAGCAGCCCACUCUGACUUGUGUAGUAUCAAUACUGCUACUAAUACUACAUGUUGUGGUAGCUGUGGCUGUAGUAAUUGCAGCUGUUGCUUCAGUAGCAACGUUGUUGUCGUCGACGCUGCUGAUGUAGUUUGUGGUAAUGCUAACAUCGGUUUGGGUUUGAUGAACAGCAGCAACAAAAACAGCAGCUACAGUGCGUCAAGAACCUCUGCAAUUAUUCCAUCAAAAAGAUUUCUAGCUAGGCAGACUUAUGACAAUGAUAUGGUUUUAUAUAAUAAUAAUAAUAAUAAUAAUAAUAAUUAUAGUGAUAAUUAUGUUAGUAGUAAUAAUAAUAAUGAUGAUGAGGACGACGAUGUGAAUAAUGAUGACGACGAAAAUGAGUGUGUGGUAGCAGUUGGUGAUGAUGGGGUCUGUGGGGAUUAUGACUUUGCUAAUAAUGCUAGCAUUAACGUUAAUAAUAAUAAUAAUAAUCUAAAUGACGUCAUCAAUAACAGUAAUAAUAAUAAUAAUAUAAGAUCCCACAGGCCGUCCUUUGUUGACGAUGUCUUAGACAGCAUUGAAAAGUACAAGAGCAUCAAGAGCGGCAACAAUAAUAAUGAUAACAACAACAACAACAGUAAUAAUAACAAUGAUAAUGAUAGUAACAUCCUCAACAAUAGCACUGACUCGUUGGUUCUUGACUACGACAACACCAUGGCCACAUACAGUAACGAUGACGUCGACUUCAACUCAUUAAUUGAGGAUGUCGCCGAUACGGUAGAUGUUGAUGUUUUCCAGCAUAGCUUCUGGGAUGAUGUGAGUGACGACGACGACAACAACAACAACAACAAUGUUAACAACAACAAUGCUAACAAUAACAACAAUGCUAACAACAACAACAAUGCUAACAACAGCAACAACAACAAUUCUAACAAUGAUACUAAAGAUGCAGAUCGUAAUAACGGCACUAGUAAGAGUAACAACAAUAACGAUGAUGAUAAGAUUGUUAGUGAUAAUAAUGAUGAUAGCAUUAAUGAUAACCGCGAUAGGGAGACAUUGAAUUCCAUGAUUGAAGAUGUAUUCUCCCCUGCUACUGCCAACUUUCUGCUGGGUUUUCCUACAGCUUUACCCAUAACUUCAUCACCAUCAUCAUCAGUAGUAGUAGUACAAUCAUCAUCAUCAUCAUUGCCACACAGCAACUACAAUAACUACAAAAACAUCAACUACAUCAACAGAAGUAGCAGCAAUAAGAGAACAUUCUGGAAGGAAAGAUGA